This is a messenger RNA of Schistocerca americana (American grasshopper), 663 nucleotides long. Its product is annotated as trypsin epsilon-like. The record is from RefSeq and is a predicted model, not a curated record. The transcript is spliced from 4 exons. Lineage: Eukaryota; Metazoa; Arthropoda; Insecta; Orthoptera; Acrididae. Bases 1 to 663 code for a protein of 220 amino acids. Gene Ontology annotation, molecular function: serine-type endopeptidase activity. Gene Ontology annotation, biological process: proteolysis.
AUGUUGUUAUGCAACAGACUUGCCAUCGCUAUUGAGGGAAAAGAACCAAUGGUGCCAAGUGUGGAGCGUCCAUCAUCGGAGACCGAUGGAGCGCUGACGGCAGCCCACUGCGUCGCAGGCUCCAGUGGUCCGGCAGACCUAUCGCUGCGGGCUGGUACCGUGUCUCAUGAACUGGCGGGCUGGGUGAUCGGCGUUGACUUCAUUAAGGCACACCCGGAAGCCAAGCUAUGGAGGAACGACAUCGCGCUCUUACGCGUGCCGAGAGACUUCCCUUUCGGAACCGAAGUCCAGGCUGUUGCACUGGCAGAAUCUCCCAUAACACCUGGUUAUUCAGCGACUGUGGCUGGAUGGGGCCGCACAAACGUCAACGAGAGUUUCUCAUGGUCGCUGCUGAACACCACAGUUACUGUAUCGACCAGUAGCAAGUGUGAAAAGGAUUUCGGAUUCAACAUAACUUCAGACAUUCUGUGUGCCCGACCUAAGACACCAAGCACGGAUAUCUGCGAAGGAGAUGGCGGCGGAGCACUGACGAAACAUGGAAUUCUGUACGGUAUUGUGAUAUAUGGAAGAUGCUUAGAUGAUGUCAGCCAAAAUAGUCUGUACGUCAAUGUUUCAUAUUUCUAUAACAGGAUCACAGAAGCGACAGCACUUGAACCCUUAUGA